CCUGUAACAAGACCACCAAAGAGACCUUUUUCACUUGGACCACCCCAAACUGUUAAACGUCCAGAUAGACCACUCCCUGAUGGAGGAAUGCCACCUUGUGCCUUAUCUGGAAAAAAUUUUUGUAUUCUGACGGACGAUUAUCCAUCAGAUUUUGUUGAAAAGAUGAUGGACGAGGAAAUGAAGGUCAAAAUUAAAAUUAUGUACGAAGAACUUCAAACCGUUGGAGAUCCAGAGCUCUUUGAAAGCCACCUUGGAGACGGUCCGGCUGCGCGAGGGCAGUUUGCUUGUGAAACCGAAGCUAAUGUCAUGCGUCCAGGAUGGGUUCAAGAUGCAAUUUCUGGAGACUGGAUGGUUGUCAUUAACAACGAUCUCUUUCCUCAGAAAAUCCGAACAGAGAGCUGCAAGAACCCGAACAAACCAUGUUCAUUUAUAGAAUCGUUUUAUGAGUCAGUUUGUCAACAAAGAUUUAGUCUGCAUCGAUUAAUUGCCGUCCACCCCUGGAAUCCAGAACGCAGCCCUGUGGUGGCGCUAUUCAAGUUUCCAGCUGGAUGUUCAUGUCGUGUGGCCCCGAUAACUCAGAACAGUGGAUAAUAAUAAGAUUUUAUACAUUUUGUUUAUUCAGUGAAGUACACUGUAUUAACAUUUUAAAGCGCUUUAGAACUAUCUUAUAAUUAAGAAUCAAGUAAUCUGCUUUUUUCCUAGUUAUAUUAUUAGAAUCAUUAGACUUUAGCAAAUUUUA
This is a messenger RNA of Limulus polyphemus (Atlantic horseshoe crab), 739 nucleotides long. Its product is annotated as neurotrophin 1-like. The record is from RefSeq and is a predicted model, not a curated record. Lineage: Eukaryota; Metazoa; Arthropoda; Merostomata; Xiphosura; Limulidae. The coding region runs from base 88 to 591 and encodes 167 amino acids. The transcript is spliced from 3 exons. Gene Ontology annotation, molecular function: growth factor activity; Toll binding. Gene Ontology annotation, biological process: central nervous system formation; regulation of Toll signaling pathway; innate immune response. Gene Ontology annotation, cellular component: extracellular region.